This is a messenger RNA of Neopelma chrysocephalum (saffron-crested tyrant-manakin), 498 nucleotides long. Its product is annotated as lymphokine-activated killer T-cell-originated protein kinase-like. The record is from RefSeq and is a predicted model, not a curated record. Gene Ontology annotation, biological process: protein phosphorylation. Lineage: Eukaryota; Metazoa; Chordata; Aves; Passeriformes; Pipridae. The annotation marks the transcript as partial. The transcript is spliced from 4 exons. Gene Ontology annotation, molecular function: protein kinase activity; ATP binding.
CCAGGAUACCGGGCUCUCACGGAGGCUCCCGAUGGCAGCCUGUGCCUGGCCAUGGAAUUCGGGGGGGAAAAGUCCCUCAACGACCUGAUCGAGGAGAGGAGGGAGAAGGGCCUGGGCCCCUUCCCGGCCACAAACAUCUUCCAGGUGGCCCUGAGCAUGGCCAGGGGGCUCAAGUACCUGCACGGAGAGAAGAAGCUGCUGCACGGGGACAUCAAGUCCCCCAACGUGGUGGUGAGGGGGGACUUCGAGGCCGUCAAGAUCUGCGACGUCGGAGUGUCCCUGCCCCUGGAUGAGAACAUGACCGUGAGCGACCCCCGGCUCUGCUACGUGGGCACCGAGCCCUGGAAGCCCAAGGAGGCGCUGGAGGAGGGCGGGACCAUCACGGACAGAUCCGACAUCUUCGCCUUCGGCCUCACGCUCUGGGAGAUGAUGACCCUCAGCAUCCCACACCUCCAGCUGGACGAAGGUUUGGAGGCUCCACAUUCCCGUCCCGGCUGA